AUGUCGCAUCUGAAAGAAAAGUUGAACACAACAUUGGAAGAAUGCAAGGGCAAUUUCAAAAGUGCUGUGAGCCGGAGAUGUAGUUAUGAUGUCAAAAACAGAACAACAGCUUGUCCAAACGGAAACAACUCGAGAUUCUGGAAAAAAAGUGAACAAAUUUCAAUACCAAAACUAAUUUCCGAAAGAAAAAACAAGCCGCUGAAUGAAACUGCUCAAAUCACUUUUUUAUUAAAUGAAAUGUUCACUAAUAUAGAACAACACAGCUUUCCAAGUUGCAGAUAUUCUCAAGACUUCACUGAGAGAACGAAACAUACAUCAAGUAAAGGUCAUUCGAGCUUCUGGAAAAAAUCUGAAAAAUUUAAAAUACAGGAAAUCAUAGAAGAAAAAAAUAAUACUUCACUGUGGCUCAAAAACUUGGAUAAGUGCAAAGAAAACGUGAAUCAAUUAAUUAAUCACAGAUACAAUUACGACUUUACCCAUAGAGAAUUGCCUGAUUUCAAACAAUCUAACUCAUGGAAAAAAAGUGAAAGAUCGCCAUUAUCAAAAGCCAUUUUGGAGCAAGAAAAUAGUGAAAAAGACGAGACAACACAGAGUGACUCUUCAUCGGAUGAGCCCGUUAGCGAGAUGGGUAACUACAACCUGAAAAGUGACAAAAUCGUGUUGUUCGAAAGAGUCUCAAAUGUUGCUUCUAAAGAACUUAUGUACAAAAAAACGACCGUGAUGUUUGAACAGACAGCAGAAGCUAGUCGCAUGUCAAAGAAGAGACAGAAGAAGAUUGUUGACAGUAGGCAGAGCUCUUUGAUGCGUGCUUAUGAAUAUCGUUGGUUCGUCAGGCCAUCAGUUGUUUCGUCGCGAAUCAUCAGCGUCCAUUCAACGAAUGAUUUGGACAGGAUGGUCAACUUGGACACCUCACGUGAAGUUACAGUGAAAAUGUUAAUUAAUGAGGACACGAGAGCUUCGAGCAUGUCACGUGAUGAUUCUCUCGAUGCAUCAGAACUUGACAAAACGAUCACAUUUAAUGAAAACAAUAGAUCAACAGGUCUGGAUAUGAUGGACAAUUUGGAUACUUCAUAUGACGAGAUAUUCAACCAAACGGACGAUCUGAUGAAUGAGGGCAUGCUACAAAACGAAUCUGGAGAUUCGAACGAUACAUUAACUGACGAACCUAAUUGUGGUCGAGAAAAUCAGGAUGUUACGUUGAGUUUGCUGGCCUCACACAAUGAAAACCACAUAGCAAACAAUGUGGAUCCGACAGAACAUUCCAUCAACUCGCGUCGUAAGACAUUUAAAAGACCGACAGCUUCAAAGACAUCAAACAGUGGACUGGGAGAUCUGAAGAUGAGUAUGAUGUUCAACAGGAACGCGGAUUUGAACAAGUCAGGCGGUACAAGAAGAAACUCCAUGUAUUUAAGCAAACCACGCACGGUUCAAAGAAUUCUGCCAAAUUUGGUAGUUGAAUCAGUUUGUGUAGAAAAAGACAUGAAGCUGAAAUCAAAAAUGUCACAACAUGAUGGCAUCAAUAAAGGAUCGAAAUAUCCAAAGAUGUUGGAAGGUGAGAUAUCAGGAGAGGUUUUGGUUUGA
Molecule: messenger RNA, 1581 nt
Organism: Helobdella robusta
Lineage: Eukaryota; Metazoa; Annelida; Clitellata; Rhynchobdellida; Glossiphoniidae
Exons: 1
Coding region: 1-1581 (526 amino acids)
Source: RefSeq, a predicted model, not a curated record